Molecule: messenger RNA, 746 nt
Organism: Dreissena polymorpha
Lineage: Eukaryota; Metazoa; Mollusca; Bivalvia; Myida; Dreissenidae
Exons: 5
Coding region: 160-579 (139 amino acids)
Molecular function (GO): calcium ion binding
Source: RefSeq, a predicted model, not a curated record
AACCAGGUCGUGGUGAUAAAGGGCUAACCUAACGAAAACCCUGCCGUACAUUAAGUAUAGAUGCCACUCAAAAACGUGACGUAAUCAUAAUAUAUAAGGACAUAGUUUGUCUGAGAAGAGAACAUUUUGUCGAGGAAACCCGGUUUGUAAGGACUCACCAUGUUGGCGAUAGUACUCGUGUGCUCGUUGGCGGCUGUUAAUGCUGCCAACCCCCCUCCCGAUAUCCGGAAGUACAUGGACGUCAGCUUCGCCACCUACGACCACAGUCCCCUGGAUGGACUCGUCGAAGAGAACGAGUGGGACGCGACCAUCUCUAGAGAAGACCUCGACCACGACACAUGUGUGACGCUUAAAGAGUACUUGGUCGUUCACACUUGCCCAAAGGCCGCUGAUCUGUUCAGGCACUACGACCACAACAACGACUCAUGCCUCAAAGUGGCGGAUAUGUCCGAAGAGUUCCACCUAAUCGAUCACAGCGGUGACAACGUGGUAUCCUUGCAGGAAUGGGAGCAGUACUUCUUCCAAUUGACCAACAAGCUUUUCGCACAUCUAUUCCAAGGACCCGGGGUCGGGAGAUAAACGAGCGUUCUUGUACCAAAGGCGUUAACUCACGAGUCAUUUAUGCCAUUUUAGUGUCAAACGUGUCCACAUUGGAUUCAUCGUUAUUCAUGUCCGUAAUCUAUGGCCAUUACAUUUGUAUGCAAUAUAUUUGUUAUUAAAUUUAAAUAAACUGAUAUGUGCAUUUA